AUGUUCAACGCCGAUGCACAGAAGCUAAUCCAAGAGAUUAGAGCCAUGCAGACAGAGACAAGCCUCCUGGGAGCACCUUUCGGUGAUGAUGCCAUAUAUGCAGCACUCCAAAGAUGCACUAUCUGGCACCCAGUCUACAAAGAAAUGGUCACCACCAUCCAUCAAGUUAGUUUCAAUGCCCUCGCCACAGCAUUGAUGAUGCACCAAUCUGCAAUCGAAAGCAUUCCCACCCAAAAGGUGGAUCCACAACAGGCAAGCACCCAAGCAGCUGGUAGCAACAAGCAGGAUAGCGAUGCUGAUGAGGAUGCUGAAAGCUCAAAGGCUAAGACUAGACCAAGGAGGAUUCGCUGCUGGGUGUGCAAAUGCUAUGGACAUGGUGCCAGAAAAUGCGAUGCCACUGUCACCAUCCCCAAGAACUCUCCUCUCACCCAGACUAAAUAG
Messenger RNA from Ustilago hordei, 441 nucleotides. RefSeq lists its product as uncharacterized. The transcript has a single exon. Bases 1 to 441 code for a protein of 146 amino acids. The record is from RefSeq and is a predicted model, not a curated record. NCBI's taxonomy places the organism in Eukaryota, Fungi, Basidiomycota, Ustilaginomycetes, Ustilaginales, Ustilaginaceae.